Molecule: messenger RNA, 2819 nt
Organism: Sinocyclocheilus rhinocerous
Lineage: Eukaryota; Metazoa; Chordata; Actinopteri; Cypriniformes; Cyprinidae
Product: ecto-NOX disulfide-thiol exchanger 2-like
Exons: 17
Coding region: 346-2502 (718 amino acids)
Biological process (GO): ultradian rhythm
Cellular component (GO): plasma membrane; external side of plasma membrane
Molecular function (GO): oxidoreductase activity; RNA binding
Source: RefSeq, a predicted model, not a curated record
AUGAAACAUUGUUGCACCCUAGAUGUCGCUGUGUGCUUCCCCGCGUGAAUAAAGCACGUUGCUCCUCCAGAUUCCCAUAAUGCCUCGUGUUUACCUCCGCUCUGACAGCAGCGAUACUGCUCGCUGGCUCUUCUAGUCUGCCGCUGGACCCCAGCCGUUCUCCAGCAGUGCUGCAUGCGCUGGAGCAUCACCGCACACCGAGGCGACCCCAGCGCAGCUCAGCAGCCGAGCACCGGAGACUGUCGCCGGCUCUGGAGUGUUUAUGUUCUCCGCGGUGGGCUUGGACACUUCCUCGCUCUUCAUCUGAGGGUGCCGUCACUGGGAGAUCGAGCGUCUGCUUAACACAUGAUGUUCAAGGACUACAGAUCUGCUCGAGCUGCAGAGUGUAGAUCUCACGGCAGAGAAAGGAUUUGUUGGCAAGAUCUCUGCUGCACACCUGAUAAGGCUGUCAGUGUCCCCACGAGAGGCUGCUUCUCAAUAAUAAGAGGUCUGAAUCCGCUGCCCUUUGACCCUGCCGCGAACAACGAACCUCUGCAAUUCAGCAGCUCCAAUGGUCCUCUGGUCUCUGACUGUCCUCUGGAAAACGGAACAGAAAACAGCAAAAAGAGGAAGAGACCCAACCUUCCUCCAGAGGGGCUCAGAAAUAUCGCCAUGGACUCCAACUCUUUAGCGAUGCCCAUAUCAGACCCUAAUGCUUGGGCGACUGCCAUGAACAACCUCGGGAUGUCCCCCAUGAGCAUGACUGGACAACCUAUCAUGUCAGAUUUUGACCCCAGCCUCGGCAUGAUGACUGGAAUUGCUCCGAUGAACCCCAUGAUGCCCGGCCUUGGGAUUGUGCCCCCGCCGGUUUCGCAAGACAUGCCCAUCGUGAAGGAAAUCAUCCACUGCAAGAGCUGCACUCUUUUUCCGCCCAAUCCCAACCUGCCUCCCCCUGCCACCAGAGAGAGACCGCCCGGCUGUAAGACGGUGUUUGUGGGCGGUUUACCAGAGAACGCCACAGAGCAGCUCAUUGUGGAGGUGUUCGAACAGUGCGGGAGUAUCAUCGCCAUCCGCAAGAGCAAGAAGAACUUCUGUCACAUCCGCUUCGCUGAGGAGCACACAGUGGACAAGGCCCUCUUCCUGUCAGGUUAUAGGAUCAGGCUGGGAUCAAGCACAGAUAAGAAGGACACAGGCCGGCUGCAUGUAGAUUUUGCUCAGGCUCGAGAUGACCUGUACGAGUGGGAGUGCAGACAGCGCAUGCUGGCCCGGGAAGAGAGGCACCGGCGCAGGAUAGAAGAGGACCGUCUGCGGCCCCCCUCGCCGCCCCCCAUCGUCCAUUUCUCUGAGCACGAGUGCAGCCAGUUAGGAGAAAAGCUCAAAGACGACUCUAAAUUUGCCGAGGCCGUGCGUGUCCUGCUGACCUGGGUGGAACGAGGGGAGGUAAACCGCAGAAACGCCAACAACAUCUAUUCCAUGAUCCAGUCCUCCAACAGCCACAUUCGCCGGCUGAUGAACGAGAAGGCCGCACAUGAGAAGGAGAUGGAGGAGGCCAAGGAGAAGUUCAAAAACGCCCUUGCUGGGAUUUUAGUACAAUUUGAGCAGAUUGUGUCUGUAUUCCACGCUGCUUCCAAACAAAAGGCAUGGGACCAUUUCUCCAAAGCCCAACGCAAGAACCUGGACAUGUGGCGAAAGCAAGCAGAGGAGAUCAGAAACAUCCACAACGAAGAGCUGAUGGGUAUUCGGAGGGAGGAGGAAAUGGAGAUGUCGGAUGAUGACAUGGAGGACGCCCUCCGUUCAUCGGACUUAAGAGACUCAGGGCCGCUGGCUCAGGUGGAGGCUCUGAAAGAAGAGAACGACAGUCUGCGGUGUCAGCUGGAUGCCUACAGGAAUGAGGUGGAGCUUUUGAAGCAGGAGCAGGGUAAAGCGCAGCCCCAGCGCAGCGAGGAGGACGCCACCCGCCAGCAGCAGCUCAGCUUCCUGCAGCAGGCUCUGCAGGGCAUGCAGAAGCAACUGCUCAAGCUUCGCGAGGAUCUGAAACAGAGAGAGACGGAGCUGGAGAAGAACUCGGAGGAAAAACAACAGCUCGAAAGCCAGAUCCAGAGUCUGAAAGAUCGGAUUCAAGCUUUCCCCACAUCACACGCUCUGCCCGUGAGUUACAGACGGCUCUCUGUCUGUGCUUGUGUUCUUUUAACUCUGUGUUCUGAGGCGGCGGCGGCCGUGGUGUCCUGCAGCCAGGAGAAGGAGAGCCUCCCGGAGAAAGGGCCUCCCAGCCCGGUGAAGUCAGAGAGAGAGGCCCUGCUCGUGGGAAUUAUCUCAACGUUUCUUCACGUCCAUCCUUUUGGGGCCAGCAUCGAAUAUAUCUGCUCCUAUUUACAACGGCUGGACACCAAGAUCAGCACCACAGAGGUGGAGACUCUUCUGGGUCGGCUGCCCUGCACGUUUAAGCAGGAGUUGACGGGCGUCGGGGCGAGUCUGGAGAAACGCUGGAAGUUCUGUGGGUUUGAGGGCAUUAAGAUGGCGUAGAGACACGGGUCGGGGUUCCCGCUAGAAAAACAAAAACGGCUGAUGGACCGGAGGGGUCACAACCAAUCACCUGCCAGCUCUCCGCGUCCAUCCGCCGCCCCUCUAGACACUCUAGACCUGGAGAUCCUCAAGACUAUGGUGUGUGUGUGUAGUAUGAUUUAGUAUGUGUACACACGAGCACACUUCGGCGUGUGUGUUUAUGUGCAGCACGUGAACGGACCGUACGCUUGUACAACACAACGGAAAACUCAUCGGGUAAAAAUCAGGGUUUGCUGAACCGAGGACUUGAACUGUCAACAUACAUGUUCUUGUUUCAC